Zingiber officinale is the source of this 765-nucleotide messenger RNA. RefSeq names its product homoserine kinase-like. Gene Ontology annotation, molecular function: ATP binding. Bases 1 to 765 code for a protein of 254 amino acids. NCBI's taxonomy places the organism in Eukaryota, Viridiplantae, Streptophyta, Magnoliopsida, Zingiberales, Zingiberaceae. The record is from RefSeq and is a predicted model, not a curated record. The transcript is spliced from 3 exons.
AUGGCCUUCGCUCCCGCCACCGCAGCCAACCUUGACCCCGGUUUCGACUUCCUCGGCUGCGCUGUCAGUGGUGGCCUCGGCGACACCGUCACCGUCUCCGUCGACCCCACAGUCACGCUAGGUACUCUCUCGAUCGCCGAGAUCUCUGGAUCCUCUUCUGCCUCCAAGCUCCGGAGUGACCUGCUAUGGAACUGCGCUGGCAUAGCUGGUAUAGUCGUGAUGCGCAUGCUCGGUGUUCGCUCCGUCAACCUCUCCCUGUCUCUUCACAAGGGCCUCCCGCUCGGUAGCGGCCUCGGCUCCAGCGCUGCUUCCCGCCUGACCCCUGACGAACUCGUUCUCGCCGGGCUUGAGUCGGAGAAGAAGUUGGAAUUCCCACAUGACCGAGAUCUCUUUUUCAUGCUGGUGAGCCGUGAGUUCGAGGCGCCCACCAAGAAGAUGAGGGAAGCAUUGCCGGCAAACAUCCCAAUGAAGGACCAUAUCCGGAACUCGAGUCAAGCCGUAGCCUUGGCGGCUGAUGUGGUGCAAGGCAAUGUGAGGGUUCUCGGAUCUGCAAUGGCAGCGGAUGCAAUCGUCGAGCCGAGGAGAGCGCCCCUAAUUCCGGGGAUGGUGAGUGUGAAGAAGGCAGCAAUGGAGGCAGAGCAAGUUUUGAAAGCAUGUAAAUCACUGUGGCUGAGAAAUCGCGAUCGCUCAUGGAGAAAUCGUGAAGUUACUAUUUCUGGGAUCUGCCAGAUCUCGUUUAUGCGAUUUUCACCUAGAAUCGCGUAG